AUGAUUGCUCUUAGAAAGAUAGUACUUAAAGCAUCUACCAGAUAUAGUAUCACUACUGCUACUACUGCCAGUGCUUCUAUUACCCCAGCUAUUAUGAGAAAUAGUGGUAUGAUGAUGACGCCCACUCGUGGUUUCCAAUCUACUUUCUCAAAUAAGAACAAGAGUUUCGAGGAUAUUAUGUCACAUAUGAAACAAGCUCAUGAGAAUACUAUUGCCAAGGCUGCCGAAAAUGCCAAAUUUGUCCAACAAGCUGCUCACGAAGCUUCAGCCGAAGAUUCUAGUCCCCGUUUCGAAAGACACUCUAAGAAUAGAUUUGCUGAUAGGUAUGAUAGAAGAGACCGCGAUAAUGAUUAUGGAUCUGACAGACGUGGUGGAUAUGGUGGCCGUGGUGGAUAUGGCAGCCGUGGUGGUCGUGGUGGAUAUGGUGGUCGUGAGCGUGGUGAUAGAGUUGGUAAUUAUGUCAGAGAACAAUUACCUGAAGCACCAGAACCAACCAAAAUCAUCGAUGAAUCAUUUGUUCCAAUUAGUCCAGGUGAUUUCAAGGGAACUGGUUUAAUCAGACAUGAACUUCUUGAAGCUUUAGAAGUCAAUGAAUAUAAAGAAUUCACCCCAAUUCAAAAAGAAGCUAUUAUUCCAGCUUUAAAAACUGAAAAGGGUUUAGUAUGUCGUGCUAAAACUGGUACUGGUAAAACUUUAACUUUUAUUAUCCCAACCGUUGAAUAUGUCUUGAAUAAUCAUAAACCUGGUAUUAAAGCUUUAAUUGUGGCUCCAACUCGUGAUUUAGCUGAUCAAAUCGUGGCUGAAUAUAAUAAAGUCAUUAAUGGAUUAGAUAGAAAAGUCAGACCAAAAACAUUAUUAAUCUGUGGUGGUAAACCUAAUAGAAUCGAUCCACGUUCCCCUCCUGAUAUCGUGGUUGCUACUCCUGGUAGAUUAGAAGCUGAUUUAAAAAACCCGGAAAUAAGUUCAUUAUUUGAUCAAUUAGCUUAUCGUGUUUAUGAUGAAGCUGAUAGAUUAUUAGAUAUCGGGUUUGAACCUUCCUUGGAUGCUAUUGAUCGUCAAAUCCACCGAGUUCGUGAUCAAACUGUUGCACCAUUAAAAUCACUUUUAUUCAGUGCUACUAUUGAUGAAACUAUUGCCAAAUUUGCUAGAAAACAUAUUCAUCCAAAUUAUGAUUAUAUUAAUACUGUUUCAGAAAAUGAUGCUGAUGUUCAUGAAAAUAUUCAUCAAGUUUUAGUUAAAUGUAAUGAUCAAGUUGAUAAAUUCCAAACUGUAUUUUCAUAUAUUGUCGAAGAAUUAAAAGUUGAAGGGUUCAAAGGUAUGCUCUUCUUACCUACAAAAACCGCCGUUGAUUGGUUCCAUAAAUCCCUUCUCGAAGUUUUACAUUCCGAUGUUACCAAAGUCCAUGGUGAAGAAAGAAGUCGUUAUAAUGUCUACACCAUCCAUGGUGGUAAAUCUGUAGGACAACGUAAUCACGCCUUAGCUUCCUUCAAAACCCACAAACAAUCAUUAUUAAUCACCACCGAUGUUGCUGCCAGAGGUAUUGAUGUCAAGAAUGUCAGUCAUGUUAUUCAAAUGUCCCCAUCUAGUGAAACCGCCGAUUAUGUUCAUAAAGUAGGUAGAACCGGACGUGCUGGUGCCAAAGGUACCGCAAUCACUUUUAUCUGUGCUCAAGAAGUCGGAUAUAUCAAAAGAUUACAACAAGAUUUCCAAAUUGAUUUCCAUGAAGUUACCAAGUCAGAAGAUAUGCCCCAAUUCCAAUGUUUGGAAAAUUUAGUACCCGAUGAAUUCGGAUUAAAUGAUUUUAUGGGCUCUUAUAUGGGUUAUGCAGCAUCUUUGAUUCGUACUUAUCGUAUGGAUCCUACUGAUGUUGUACGUGAAAUUGGUGAUUUCCAAAGAUUUGUUCUUCAAGAUCCUUCAGCUAAAUUACGUCUUCCAAGACAAGUUGAAGGUCAAUUUGCGAAAAUAUCCCCUGAUGUUCGUCAAGAAUAUGUGAGUGGUGGAAGUAAAGGGUUUGGAUUCAGAACUGGUGGUCAUAGAGGUGAAAAGAGAGGUGGAUUUGAUCGUGGUUCUUCUUAUGAUGAUGGAUUCCGUGCUAAGAGAUAUAAUAAUUAUGAAAGAGGAUAUUCCCAAAGAGAUUCAUACCAAAGUAGAGGUGGUAGGGAUGGUUACCGUUCAUAUGGUGGUUCAAACCGUGAUAGAUAUGGUGGUGGAAACCGUAAUAAUGAAGAUUUUUAA
Hemisphaericaspora subhashii is the source of this 2235-nucleotide messenger RNA. It is a transcript of the gene MSS116, whose product is annotated as ATP-dependent RNA helicase. Gene Ontology annotation, cellular component: mitochondrion. Lineage: Eukaryota; Fungi; Ascomycota; Pichiomycetes; Serinales; Debaryomycetaceae. The transcript has a single exon. The record is from RefSeq and is a predicted model, not a curated record. Gene Ontology annotation, molecular function: nucleic acid binding; ATP binding. The coding region runs from base 1 to 2235 and encodes 744 amino acids.